Pelobates cultripes (western spadefoot toad) is the source of this 33122-nucleotide messenger RNA. The record is from the annotation of a GenBank genome assembly. NCBI's taxonomy places the organism in Eukaryota, Metazoa, Chordata, Amphibia, Anura, Pelobatidae.
AUGUCUAAACAUCCUAACAUCCCGAUUUGCCAACUCAGUGAAGCGUGGGUGGAAUACCGGUGGUCUACAAUGAGGUUCUUGACUGUAACCAGGGAUGGGUUUAUUUUGCAAUUAUCAUUUUCUUCGGAGGCCACAGCUUACCUCCAAGCAAUGGGCCUCCCUACCAGACCUCAGGAAUCAUCUGUCUCCGUUAGUCCCUAACAGUGGGAUCAUAGGAAGGUAACUCUCUUUGUCUCAAGACGAGGAGAGGAAUCGGCUCCAGUGACUUGAGCUACUGUCUGUUCUAUCUUUUUAUUAUAUGUUUAUUAUUUUUUGUUCUUGUCUCUUAUUUCAGUAGAUGAUAACCAAGCUACUGUAGUAUAUAUUAUACUCUGAUUAUACAUAUAUAAGACACUUUACUUUGUCUUGGGAGCAUAUUGGGGCCGAACUUCUUCUAUCUCACCACCUCCAUAUUAGGGGUUGUUUAUCCCUGUUGAACCACUCAAUUAUAGGCAUAGGUAUAUCCCUAGACAAGUUAAGAUUAUAUAUAUAUAUAUAUAUAUAUACACACACCACUAACUUGCUAAUGGCAAUGGGGUUCACUGAUCUAUCAGUAUUAGUCAAGCAUUACUUACUCCUAAUUUACUAGAACACUGCCCACUCAGUGCAAUUCAGGAUCGUUUUUUAAUUUUGUUGAUGUAUUGGAUCCACUUCUGAUAUUAAUUUAUUGAUUUCUUUAUUUUAAAAAGGGGUCUAAAUACUAUUUCUGUGACAUUCAACAUGGUUCCACCUUGCAAUCACGUUAUAUGAUAUUAUACGUACUAUACCAUUAUAUUGUUAAAUGUGGCAAGUUUAUGUCUGGAUAUGUCACUACCAUGCUUACAGUGUCUGUUAUAUGUAUUCUCAAUAAAACAUUUAUUUACAAAAAAAAGUUGAAAAGACAUAUUUUGCUUUCAUCUUUUAGGCAUUGAUUACACAUAUAGCUGUGAUCGGAAAACAGUGUGUAUAUCACUGUAUUAAGUUUAUGUUCAGUAAACCAUUAGAGGUAAAAUAUGUUUUUAAAUAGUUAUACAUGACCAUGUGUCUUAGCUGCAUGGGUAGUGAUGUCCCGAAUGGUUCGCGAACGGACUCAUCAUUCCAGCCAAUCAGCAGCAGACCCUCCCUCCCAGACCCUCCCACCUCCUGGACAGCUCACUAAGAAUGUAGCUUCAAAAUGGAUGCUGUCCAGGAGGCAGGAGGGUCUGGGAGGGAGGGUCUGCUGCUGAUUGGCUGGAAUGAUUAGUCCGUGGCGAACCGUUCGGCGAACCGUUCGGGACAUCACUAUGCAUGGGACAUUUAAGUAUAAAUAUUCCCCAAAAGCAUUAUAUAUUUGAAUGUAUCUUUGCUAGAUAAAUAAAUGCAUAUUAUUUGAGAACCUAUGUAAAAACCCUGAUUUCUAAUGUACAUGUAACCCAAAUUUUAUCUGUGCUCAUAUUUGCCAUAAUAAUCCUUGUUUCAUAUUUUUAUUAUAAAUAUUUAAACAGGGCAUUGAAUGUGUGAACGACUCCUCUGACACUGGAAUAAAGCGUAUCACUGUAGAUUUAAGGAAAUUGCAGAAGAAUAUUCUUCAGGUAAGAUCCUACAAUUAAACUGGAAUAAAAAAAAUAAUGUUUCGGCUAAAGUAAUUAAUUGUUACAUAGAUAUUUGAACAGUGAAAAUGAAUCUUUAGAUGCCUUGUAAAAUAAAAUUUUUUUAUUGUGUUUGUACAAUGUUGUACAUUGUUCUACCGCUGAUAUACAUUGGAAGACUAGUAACUUGGUUUAGAUUUCCAAUCUUCUAUUACAGUAUUAUCCACCUUUGACCUUCCAAACAAUUUUACACAGCGGGGCUAUCAAAAGGAGGCCUGUAAAAUCCCUAUAUCAAUGACAAAUCGAAGAGCCAAAGGUCAACAUUCAAAUCCUCAUUGCCUCAAGGGGUGGGAUUGAUCUAAACUGUUGAAAGUGAAAGUGAUAAAAGCAAGUGUGAAACACAGGUGGCCCGUGGCCCCAGGGAGAUAAUUAAUAACCCAGAUCCACUUAUGAUUUGUUUUCCCACAAUUCAACAUUAUAUCACAUGACCAAUUAAAUUAAUUGCCAUAUUUUUUAUGUCCUAGCUGCUUUGUCCUGUUUCUCCAUUUUUGCUUAUGUUGGCUCUGUGGUUGUAGGUUAUAUAGUUUGGAGUCAAAUUUUUCAAAAGCAGAGGGUAUGUGUUUCGGGUUAAAGAGUUCUGACCAGAUCUAAAAGAUAUGAAAUCUUGGAUUUCAGUUCCUUUUGUUUUAAUUGUUUAGAGUUGUCCUGAGUAUAAUAUUUACACUUUUGUCACAUGAGAAUAUAACCAGUUUGCUGUGCAUAGUGCAGAUUGAAAAUAUUUUGCAAUCUAUGAAAAGUAGCCAGGAAGCCGUGAGGAGUUCCUUUGUUGGGGAUCUUAACUCCAGCAAUGUCAAAUACUCCAGCAGUAGCUGUUGAUCAUGUAACCAAUUUGUCUUUAAGGCUGCAGUGUGUUUAAGGAACAUUUCCUAAAUUUAAGCGUGUUAACCAAAGCGUGUCAAUGUGUACUUCCUCUGUAUCAUUCAUUUGAAAACAUUGUUGCAAUUCCUUAAAUAUGUUCCUGAAGUCGUUGGUAACCUCUGGUGUAGAUCAAAGUUGCUCAGUAAGACGUCACGUCUCUGACCCUCUAUAUGAGUAUGCUUCCUUUGAUUAAAAGACUAUAGGGGUAUGGUCGGACCAUAUAAUAAGAUCUAUGCUUGGGGAUAACAAAAAGAGAUCUGGCCCUCGCUUGAACCAUACAGAUUCACUAUCAUAUAUAAGACAGUGGUUGAGAAAACAGUGAUGGAUCAAAUAUCUCCCACCCCUAUCAUCGAUUUUCAUAAGGAAACUAAAAUCAAUAGAGUUUAUUAAAAUGGAGACCCCUUUUUUCUUUUAUUUGUUACAGGAGUGAUACUCGAUUGGGUUAUAUUUAGAUGAAAAAUUAGACUAUUUACCCCAAGCGAAGUGAGUUUCCUGGAAUAAGGUUAUAUCUGCUCACAUCUUAUUAGCCUCUUCCAAAGCUGAACGAUGUGUGGGUUGUGUUAAGUUUAUUGCAAUUUAGGGAUAAAAACUGAAGUCAUUUUGAUGUAAACUGAAAUACUAGGUGAAAAUGGUGCGACUCGUGUAGAUAAUAGGAUAAUGUGGUAUCCUGGUGUGGCUCCCUCCCAUUGAUAGGGUAUCUUCUUCCAAUGUCCUCUCUAAGUGCAUGCAAGGUCAAGUGACAGGCGCUUCCACUCACAGGCAUAUUAUAAAGCAGGUCCAAGGGAAAUACAAAAAAAAAUCAUAAAAUUAAAAAGCAAAACUAACAUAUUUAAAAGUAAUAAAAUUACAAAAUAAAAUAACCUAGCAAAGAUAAAAAGGAUAGGGGGCACAUCUGGAAUGUGCAUUCUGCAGGAGUGGUGCUGCCAAUGUGACCAAAAUUCAUACAUAACACAGCUUAAUUUACAGCACACACAUAAAAAUACACUUAUAAAUCUUAUUAGGCUACUUAAAAUUGCUAAUCUAAGUAACAAAUAUGAGGAUACAGUUCCACCAUUUGGCCAUAUUGUGUUAAGCCCACCACUAAUUCACAGUACCCCAAUAUCAGUGGGUCCUACACUAAUUCCAAACAUGGGAAACAAAUUAAAUAGUACUAGUGUUAAAUAAACUGAAGUGCAUUCAAUUAAUCUAUUGUACAAUGCCACGAAUCCUACCCAAUUAGCGUCUGGCCACACCCCCUUUAAAUACACACAUUUUAAAGAAAUCAGCCUCUUUAGGAUGUUUGGAAUGGGAAGUGUGUAUUACCAGUAUCUGCAGUUUUAUGGAUAAUCAUCAUUACGUACCUCUCCACUAUCCCGAUUUUGUCAGGUCAGUUCUGAUUUUUUUGGUCCUUUCUCACCAUCCCGACUUACCGGUAUCUGCAUUUGGGUACACCAGGUUAUCUGAAAUUGGCAAUUCUGUUGUGUUUAUGGAGAUUGUUGGAGGAAAAAGUUAUAACAGUUAUCUGUAAGGGAAAUUGUUCCAGACUUGCAUUUCCUGUUGUCUGCUGUGAGCUCCUUCAGUUCCUCAAGGAGCAAUCUUCUCUUCUGUGUGGAGUGUACACAUUUAACAUGAAUUUUUUUGUGAUUAUUGCAUGUGUUUGGGAUUAUUAGCAUCUGAAAGUCGGAACCCCAUCGUGAUCAAAAUCCAUGUCAUCCUCCAACUUAGGAAAGCUAGCACAGUGGCAUAGGAAAAAAGAAAAGGAAAUGGAAUUUAAAAAAAAAAAGGAACAUAGUUAACAAAAUUAAACUAGACUAUUUACAAAAACUAGAUACUGGGCUCCCCAAGUGCCAGGAUAAAUCAAGGGUGAACAUCUCUCCAAGGUGAACAUCUCUCCAAGGUGAACAUCUCUCCAAGGUGAACAUCUCUCCAUGGUGAACAUAUCUCCAUGGGAUGAAAUUACUCCAAACUCACCUGCAAUCAUAAGAUCAAUAUAAAAACUCCCCCUUGACUGGAGCAAGUGGUUCCCCCUAGAAGACUGUGAGUAUGAACUCUGUCUUGUUCUCUUCCAUAGGAACCCCCUCUGCUUUGGUUAAUUUGCUUGAACUUCCACUCCCCUAACCCCUACUGGUAAAAUUCCCACAUAGUGUAUUUUAGUGUAACCACCCCAUGAAUGUACAAAACUCAAAAAGGAUUUAUAUGAUAGCAAUGGUAUCGGAAGAUCAAAUAAACAGUACAGAAAUAGUGUGUCAAUACAAUGGCAUGUAGUGACAUAUAACGGUAGCAUAAAUAUUAACACAUUUUAUUUUUAUUUUUUGUGUAUUAAAUGAUGAUUUUGAACGUCCCUAGAUUUUUGAGGAGUGUUUCCCAUGAUGCACUUUGUUGUGAAAGGGGUGGGGCUUAUAAAUGGAACAGACUUUAAAGAGAGGCUAAUGAGAUGUUUAAAAGGAAGAGUAAUUUACAUACGUCCAUUUUGGACACUGACAAGUCCCUUCACAAGAGAAAGUGACUCUUGGUUCCUUCCUGUUUUAGGCAUUUUUUCUCUUAUCCUUAGAAAAAACCUGUGCUCAUUAGCACUAGAAUAUAUUAAGAAAAUGAGUAAAAACCAUUUAAAAAUUUCAAAUUGAAAAUAUGCUAAUAACCAUUCAGUUUUUUUUAAAUUUAACAAUUGUACAUUUCCAUUUUUCUUCACUUGAGUAAUCCCAGCUUUAUGAUUUAUUUUGCAGACUUAGAAAAAAGUUAUUAUUGGUUAGAAUUAUACAAAGCAUCACAAAAAAAACAAAAAAGAAAAUUCUCCUACGAUGAUAUCUGAAUUUUCCUGCAAGCCAACUAUAUUUCCAUCUUGCUAUCCAUUGCUUCAGAUAAACUGAAUGUGCAUUAUUUGCUACUUAAGCAGAGUACUCAGAUUAUCAUUACCAGAUCCCAAUUCAUUUCCAAUACAUUUCUAGCAGCUAAUUCUUUGCAGCGCCAGGUCAUUUAUACAGCAUUGAAUAGAUUAGGAACAUGCAGAAUCCAUUAUGGGAUAGCUAGUUAAGCUUCCAGAAUUUAAAUAUCCGUACUGUUUAGCAAAGCAGAGCAUUUUUGCAAUACAUGAACAAUAAAGCUACAAUAAAUUAGAAAUUGUACGGUCCAAUUUUACAGCGUAGGGAAACAAGAUAUGUGCAUAUGAAGCCUGAUUCCUCACCUACUUUGUUAUCCCAGGUGGAUGAAAAGGUUAACUGAUUGAUCGCUAGAGAGGGAUGGUUUAAAUAUCAACCCAGGCAUGCAGGCUUUACCGUAUGACUUAUGUAUGUUUACGGUCAAGUGGGUGUUUUUUACUUUGUUCUCAUAUAGCAAAACUAGCAUCGGAAUUUAACAUUUAAAGAAUCGGGGGGGAUUUUGGUGUUAUUUUCUUGGAUCUUUGUCAGCUAAGAAAAUGCUGGAUGAGGAUUUACUAAGCUGCGGGCUGCUUAGAUAAAAUAAUCCUGCUCUCUGUUUUACUGAGCCGUCUUAUAGACUGAAUCCCAUGUGAAAUCAAAACAAUCUCUAACCGGUAACUAAUUUGUUCAAAGCAGUCAAAAAAUAACUCCAUAUCGCCUUUAUGAAGCAGACACACUCGAGAAGACCCCCAAGUAAAAAGCUUUUUAUUCAUUUGCACACACUUAUUUUAAAAGCCCAUCUUUAGUUGCAAAUGAAAAUUAAUUUUAGAAUAGGUUUGAUAGAAGCCAAUUGAAUCAGCAUUGCUUUCUUUACAAAAAAAAGGGCAGCUUAGAGGGUAAAUCAUAGCACUAUACAAAUAUAUAGAGGGUCAACACACACCACUAGGUACUAACCUGUUCAUUAGCAGGAAUAUACAAAAGGUCACCCAUUGAGAAUGGAAGAAAGGAGUUUUUACUUACAGCAGACGGAAGGGUUCUUUACAGUAAGAAUAAUAAAAAUGUAGAAUUCUUUGCAAAAAAAUUAUCUUAUCCGAUUCUGUAGAUUUUUUUUUUUUAAAGGCAUGUACAUAUUUUUUUGAAAAUAAGGAUAUUCAAGCAUAUAAAUUAAUCUAUAUGUGAACAGGGAUUUUUUUUUAUCCAAUGACAAAUCUUAUUACUAUUAUGGAAUAAAGAAGGAUUUUUUUCUUUUUGUGGCACAAUUUGCAAUUGCUUAAAAUAGGCUUUUUUUUGCCUUCUAUUGCAUCAAUAGAAAAAUAGAAUAAAAAGAUGUGUUUAAAGGUUGAACUCAAUGGUCUUUUUUUCAUCCUAGAUUUUCAGGAUUAUUCACUAAAGUGAGAAUUUAAAGUUAAUUCAAAGAGAAGUUAAAAUUUAAGGAGAGAGUAGCAAAGCUGGAAACAUAGCUGAUUUACAGGAUUCUUCCAGUUUUGGCUGAUUUGACCUUACAUUUGAAAUUCGCCUUGAAUUCUCACUUUAUUGAGUAACCCUGUUGUUGCUGUGGGGAUUGCUGCACUUUUAGAAUUUUGCCGUACUUGUUUGUUGGUGGCAAUCAUGAUGUCACCAUGGAAUAAAGCAUGUCAAUAAAAUAUAUUGCAGAGCAUAACCGAACAAGUGUCAUCGGCAGGGCCGGAUUAACAUAGGGGUUGAUGGAGCUGCAGCUCCAGGCCCAGGCCCAGGCCCAGGCCUUUGGAAUAGGCCCAUUUGAAAAAAAAUAUAUAUAUUUUUUUUUACUUUUUUUUUUUUUUUACACAGUACUCUUAGGUUUGCCGCCUGACUGGUAUUUUACCAGCACAGCCAGUAUUUGAGGCUGCCUGGCCGUUCCAGUAAUGCAGUAAUACCAGAAAUGCAAAUGCAGAUAUUUUUCUCAGUAUAAAUGGAGAUUACUCUGCAAUACCAGCACCAGCCAGCAGGGGUCACUGUGUGUGUGGAGAGAGGCAGGGAUAGGAAGUUACAGACUUUUCCCUCCCUGCCUCUCUCUACUCACUGAUCCGCUGGGGAGCAGCUACACAGCACAAAGAGUUCAGACAGCAGCUCCCAGCCUGCAGAGACAGACUACAGCUCAGAAUACAUGGGGAUACUGAGAGACCAAGAGACACUGAGACACUAGGAGAUGCUGUGAGACAUAGGGACAUUGGGAGACACAUUGGGACAUGGGGACAGUAGGGACACAGUGUCUCCAUGUCUAACAGUGUCCCCAUGUCUCCCAGCCAAUGUCCCUAGUGUCUCAGUGUCACCAUGGCUCCCAUUGUCCCCUAGUCUCCCAGAGGCUGUGUCCCCAUGUCUCUCAGUGUCCCUACAGUGUGUCCAAAUAUCUGUCUCCCAGUGUCCACAUGUCUCCCAGUCAGUGUCCCUAGUGUCUCAGUGUCCCCAUGUCUCCCAGUGUCCCAAAGUUUUUCAGUGUCCCAAUGUCCCUAGUGUCUCAGUGUCCCCACGGCUCCCAGUGUCCCCUAGUCUCACAGUGUCUGUGUCCCCAUGUCUCUCAGUGUUCCUAGUGUCUCAGUGUCCCCAUGUCUCCCAGUGUCCCCAAAUAUCUGUCUACCAGUGUCCACAUGUCUCCCAGCCAGUGUCCUUAGUUUCUCAGUGUCCCAUGUCUCCCAGUGUCCCUAGUGUCUCAGUGUCCCCAAUUUUUUCAGUGUCCCCAUGUCUCCCAGUGUCCCCAUGUCUAUGCCCACAAGUUCCCCCAUGCCUCAGUAUCCCCAAGUGUCUCAGUGUCCCCAUGCCUCCCAUCCAGUGUCCCUAGUGUCUCAGUGUCCCUAUGUCUCCCAGUGUCUGUGUCCCCAUGUCUCUGUGUCGCUAGUGUAUGUGUCCCCAUGUCUCCCAGUGUCCCCAUGUCUGUAUCCACUAGUGCCCCAUGUCUCCCAGUGUCCCCAUGUCUCCCAGUGUCCCCAAGUGUCAGUGUACCCAAGUGUCAGUGUCCCCUGGUGUCUCACUGUGUCAACAUGUCUUUGUGUCCCCUAGUAUCCUAGUGACACGGGAAACCCUGGGAGACUAGGGGACUGGAAGACAUGGGGACACUGACACUUUGAUACAUAGGGACACUGAUGCCAGACUGGCCUUCCAAUUCUUUGGACAGACAUGGCCCCUUUUUGGGCAUGUUGCCCCUUUUGGCAGUUCUGGUCACGUGAUUUGUGUCAGUGGCCCAUCCUUUUACCCACCCAUUGACUUCCUGCUUCAUUGGAUGCUGCUGUUAGGGGGUAUGGAUUUACUUCAAAGUUGAAAGCAUAAAUUAGAGAGCGAUUAGCAUAGAGUAUGUGUUUUUUCUUAUAGCUGCAUCCUUUGAGUUUCCUUCCAGCACCAUCUCUAUCAGAUACAUGGCGCUUGGGAGGUAUGGUUGUUUUAGUGUUUUUGGGCGAUAAGAUUCUGUAAUUAGGCCCAUCAUAAUUGUCAGCACCAGGCCCACUGGGCUCUUAAUCUGGCCCUGGUCAUUGGUAUUUAAAAAAAAAUAAUAUUUCAAACUCUAAGUAAUGGUAGUCAGAGGCAGUUUAUAAAAGAGGGACAAUAGAAAAGUUUAUAAAGAAGUGGUGUGAGGGACAAUAGAAAAGUUUUUUUCAGAAGAUGAAUAUGAUGGCCUGAAAAUAAUUGACAUUUAUCAUAAUUGUACUUUUUAUUGAUUACUUCAUAAAUAUAAAAAUAAACAAAUAAAAACAGCUUGAGUGUCUCUUUAAAGGGACACUGUAGGCACCCAGACCACUUCAGCUCAUUGAAGUGGUCUGCGUGCAAACUCCCAUCACCCUUAACCCUGAGCAUGUAAUUAUUGCAGUUUUUAUAAAUUGCAAUAAGUACCUGCUAGGGUUAACUCCUCCUCUAUGGGGUGUCUACCAGACAGCCACUAGAGGGACUUCUGGGCUUGAAGGUGACUUUUGGUUGUCUAAACGAUGCUGGAUGUCCUCACGCUAUGUAUGAGGACUUCCAGCAUCACCUGUAUCCCCAUAGGAUAGCAUUCAAUAAUACUUUCCUAUAGGGAAAUCCUAAUGCGAGGACGGCCAUUGCCGCACAUGUGCAUUAGGUCUCCCACGCUGGUGGACGUCUGUGGGGGAGGAGCGUGGGUAGAGCUGAAUCAUCGGCUCUGGUACCAGGUAAAUGACAGAAGGGGUUACUAACCCCUUCAGCACCAUGGGGGGUGCCUUGACAGAGAAGGAAGCUACAGUACCAGGAAAACUAUUUUUUUUCUGGCACUAUAGUUUCCUUUUAAGGUUACGUAUUGGGUCUGCAGGUGAAUGAAACUUGUCUAAGUUAUUGUUUACCUGCCCGUUAACAAUCUGAAAAUGUGACUGUAGUCAGGGAUAAAUCCAUACAUUAUGUGUUUCUAGACUGAAAUACUACAUAUGUUGUACUAGUAAUAUUAAUAUAGUAUGGACAGGACCAGAACAAAGAAUGGGAUGGGGAUAGUAAAAUAUGGACAUGAUAACCAGUGAGCUAUGCCAAACUGUUUCUAAAAUCCCCUUAAUCUUGUAAAAUACACUUCUGUGAAGUUCUUAGUAUAGAAAUGUGAAGUCAGGUAUUGCAUGCCUCUAAGCGGUCUCAUUAGGUUGUUCCUAAUCUAUAAUUCUGUACUGCAAUGGUAUGCUAUGAAAUACAUUGGAGGAGGUUUAACUAAUGUGUUCUGUUCUAAUAAGGGUAAGGAUUGAAUAGGUUACGCUAUUGUCCACCUCCACCAAAAAGGGGUAUGUCCCCACAUGGGUGGGUAUACUGUAAGGAUAUAUUUUUUUUUUAUUGAGACACAUACAUUUUUCCAGUGCUUUUUUUUAACGUUUUAGAUUUAUUGCCCCACCUCACUUAUAUUAGGGUGAGAAGGGGUAGGUAGGUAAUUAUUAUUCCUUUUUUAGGUGGUGUAGCUCGAGGUUUGACACACCACUAUUUCAGGGGUGAAUAUUGGCAGGACCACCGGGAGGUUUAUAUAAUUAAUUAGAGCACCCACCUACUGCCCAUAGGUGGGGUUUGGAGGGGGACAUUAGGUCUUCCCCCUACAUAUUAUAAUAGCUCCCAACUGCUGAACAUGUGUGGGGGUGGGUGGCAUAAAGAUAUCACCCCUUUAUUUAUCACAAGCCCAAAACUUCUGGCCAUAGGUAGGGACAACAUUACUUAUUUAAAAUUCCUCACCUGAUGACCCUGGGUUGGAACACGAGUAGGACUAUGUUCCUCCUAGUUAUUUCCCAGGCCAUAUCUCCAUUGGAUGGGACUUUUCUAUGGACUGAGCAGCAAAUGGUUUAUAAGCUCAGUAGAUAUGCCACCAAUUGCAGGUGGGGGGAGGGGGAGGUAGGAAAGUUUAAAACUCCUUUACGAUAACAUAGCAUUUCUAUUGACCCCCACAGAUUUUACAUUUAGUAAUUUUUCAAACUUUAAUGUAGCACCUAGCUAGCAAGUGCUGAUCAGACAUCACAUUAUUUACCCUUGUGCCCCCGUGGCUGAUAUUUGCUAGCGGACAUAUAGUACUUGAAUGUAAGUGAAUGAUAAUUUGAGAAUCUGCAUCCAGAUGCAACAUUACUAAUUUAAAUCUGCAGAUUCACUUGGGCUGACAUAACUCGGUAAUUUGCACUGUAUGUUGUCUGUCUGUACAAAAUCUGGUGUUUAGUAAAAAGCCUUGUUUGUCACUGAGAGAUUUCACAAUGGAGGUGGCCAUCUAUGGAUUGCAUCACGUUUUGCAAACUGAUGGUGACAUUUAUCAUUUAAAAAUAGUGGAUUGAAGCAUGUCAUCAGGUUUCAAAACUUGUGAUUUAUACUGACUAACUUUAUAAGGAUCAACAUUCCCUAGCACAGAUAGGACGAAAUGGAUGUCUUAAAUAUCUUAUGGCAGUAUGGCCAUCUGUUCCUCAAAGGAGCACUCCACACACUUAAAGCAUAUUAGCUUUUUAACAAAAAUGGCAGAUUUCAAUAGAAAUUGGCAUCUUUAUAAAUAAACCUGUUACACCGCGCUGCAUGCAUUUUUUUUUUAUUAAAAAUAAAAAAAAUUUAUUAAAAAUACUGUUUUGUUUUUAUUUAAUUUGCUCAGUCGAGUGUCCUUUAAGAAACUCCAUGCUAGCUAUAUAUAUAUAUUUUUUGUUUAAAAUAAAUAAAAAUGCUCAAAACCAGGCUACCCACACCUAUCUGCUUGAGAAUCUCCGCUAUUUCCAACUGGCAAAUUUUUACUCAAAAAACAUUGGCAACUAAUUGGAAACCCAGCCCCUGAUCUUGUUUGAGAAUGUGUGUGUAGGGAUGCAAACUGUUAACAAACCUCUUUCUAUCAUAUGUACUCUAUUAUCCAGAAAAAAAAAGAAAGGAUCAGAGGCUACAUAUUUCCAAAGAGCCUGGUACUCAGCCCUUCACAUUCAGAUUAUGGAUGGUGACUGGGUGUGUAUAUACUGAACACGGUUAUGCAGGCCUCAGUCACCUUAGCAAUGUGUGAAACAUUUUAUAAAAAAGUAGCGAUGUGGUAUACAACGCCGCUAUGCUUACACUAACAUAUCCCCAAAAUCAGCAGCCUAUUCUGGCGGUGCCACAGUGGUGAAGGUUCCAUAUACCAUCUGUGGUUGCAUUGUGCGGUUCAGCGCCCAUACUGGGCACAAAUAAUAGAUUUCCUCAAGAAGCUCUUCCCUACCAUCACUACACUUACACCCUUGCAAAUAUUACUGGGAUGUCCACAUUUGUUUCCAGACAUACAUAUCCAGAAGCUGUUGUGGUUAUUUGCUAGGAGAAUCUAAUGCCCUUAUCCUUACCCUAUGGAAACAGACAACCUUCCCUACUCUAACCCAAUGGAUAAAUGGGGAUAAUAACCUUAGAGGUCUGGAUGAACUGCACUGGUCAGCCAUGGGGCACAGGGACAAAUACUAUAAAAAAUCACAGUUAAAAUACUUGCUAAACUCUGACACGAGUAGUACGGUGAACCCAGUGUAACGGAUUGCAAAACUAGGUCCGGCCUUGCACAAGUAAUGUAUGGGAUAGACAUAUGAGUUAAAGGACCACUAUAGCGCCAGGAAAACAUACUAGUUUUCCUGGCGCUCUAGUGGUCCUUUAACUCAUAUGUCUAUCCCAUGUGUCCCCAGGGUCCCCCUCCCGCCAGGCUCUAGGGGGAGUAAGGGGUUAAACUUACCUCUUUCUCCAGCGCCGGGCGGGGAGCUUUCCUCCUCCUCUCCGCCUCCUCUCCUCCUCCUCUCCUCCUCUUCGGCCGAAUGCGCAUGCACAGCAGAAGCCGCGCGUGCAUUCAGCCAGUCCAUAGGAAAGCAUUUACAAUGCUUUCCUAUGGACGCUGGCAUCUUCUCACUGUGAAAAUCACAGUGAGAAGCGCGGAAGUCCUCUAGCGGCUGUCAAUGAGACAGCCACUAGAGGCUGGAUUAACCUUAACAUAAACAUAGCAGUUUCUCUGAAACUGCUAUGUUUAUAGAAAAAAGGGUUAAUCCUAGCUUUAAGCUGAAGUGAUCUUGGUGCCUAUAGUGGUCCUUUAAUAUAUUUUUAUAUUUUUCUUUCCUUUUCCAGUGGUACUUUAUGUUGGGCAAUACCAAUACAUAUAAUACGAGAUUGCCUUAAUUUCCCCCAGAGCUUAAUCUCCCCUUAAUGGCCAGCGGAAGUCACCUGGAGCUCUCUGGACAUGGCUGCUGAUGUAGAUCUUGCAUAUCCCCUCAGCAGGGGAGGGAUGGCAGCCUUAGGCCUGGGGGGCAAAACCAGUCAAGUGGCCCAUUGCACCACCAAAUCAGUUCACCAUCCAUCCCCACCUUUUCCUAGUUUUAUAACGGAUAUUGAUGUUAUGCUAAUCUGUAGUUCUUUGCCAUACCCACUCCUUCACGGCUCUGACUUUCAAUGUUGUCAGAGUGCAGGCUGAGAAUCUCUGAGCCUGUGCUCUGACUCACUAACUGAGCGCCGGAACUAUGAGGGAGAGGCUAUAAUCUGACUGCACCUACUGCUGGUGCGCACCAGUGGACCACCAGCGAAUUGUUUAAAUUGAAUAUGCUGGUGUCCCCAACUUGUGAGCUGUGUUGGCUGCCGGGCGCCUCUGUUGUCAUGGCACCCUGCGUGACCGCACAGCGUGCACACCCCAACGGCUGGCCCUGCUGACACACACUGAUGUUACCACUUAGAAAUCCCUCAAUAUUAAUACAGACAUCAGAGUAAACACCAAUAAACUGUGGAAACAGAGCUGAUCCCCCAAAUUUAUAAAGAUUUGCAUAGUGCAUUUGUUGUAAGAUUAAAUCAUGCCUCCUCUCUCUCUCCUAUGCGCUGCUCUGUAGGCUGGGAGGAAGUGAAGAGUAAUCACAUUCUCCCAGCACAGCGCCACCUGUGGCUGCAUGGGGAACAGUUGUUUAAUGUAGUGCUUGCAGGACGGCCAGCUGCUGCAGAACCUCUUUGUUCCCAUCUCUGCAAAGGGCUCCAGGCACUGCUUGCUGUGAGUGUGAGCCACUGUAAAUUAGGGGCAGGGGGCACUUGCACUGCGGUAAAGAUGGAUCUGGGCAGGAGGAGAGUGCUGUUAUGUCAGUCCACUCCCUUCCUGUGGGUCACCAGUAGACUGGUGCACCUGCCCAGGAUCAGAGCCGGUGCAAGGAUUUUUGCCCCCCUGGGCAAAAGAAAAAUUUGCUGCCCCCCAUGUGACAUCACACUGCCCCACCUUUAUGAUCUGCCAUAUGAACUAAUGUCAGUGCUGCACACAGUGUGUGUUUACAUUAAAAAGCCUGCAGGGACCGACUAUAGACACCAGAACCACUUCAUUUAAGCUGAAGUGGUUCUGGGGACUAUAGUGUCCCUUUAAUGUGAGGUAAAUUACAGAUUAGUGUCACUAAUAAUAUACUAGAUUGCCUACUUACAACCAGAUGAGGAUGAUGAUGGGCUGUGGUUUGGCUCCACUGGUCUGGUGUAGAACAGGAUCUCUGGAGGCUGUUUGUAACGGUGGUCACAAAGUUCAAAGUUCUAGUAGAAUGGGAAGCAGCUCCAUUUUUUGGGGGUCCCUUACACAGCUCAAGGUCUGGGCCCCAGGGCCUGAUGGUGAGUAUGCCCAUAAGGCCCACCUAUAAGUCCACCUACAUGUUCCAUCCAUGAGUUCACUCACAGGGAGUGGAGUGUGUAGGGCUUGUGUUAUGUGUUAUUGAAGAGGAUCUAAUGUGUGCUUAUUGUAUGUAGUGUAUAGGGAUACCAGUUUGUGUAGGUGAUGCAGUGUAUUUGUUUGUAGUGGAAGCAGUGUGUGUUUGUGUAUAAGGGAUGUAUUGUGUGUUUCUGGUUGUGUGUAAAGGAUCCAUUGUGUGAAUCUGUGUGUGUAUGCAUAAAGGAUGCAAGAUGUGUGUCUGUGUGUGCAUUGUAUGUAAGAAAUGCAUUGUGUUUCUGUGUAUAUGUAAGAGAAGCAGUGUGUGUGUUUGCAUGUGUGUGUAAGGGUUUGCAUUGUGUGUUUCUGUGUAUGUGUGCAAAGGAUGCAUUGUCUUUGUGUGUAAUGGAUGCAUUGUGUGUUUCUCUGUGUGUAAGGGAAGCAUGUUGUGUUUCUGUAUGUGUAGGGAUGCAUUGUGUGUGUGUGUGCGUGUAGUGUGAAAGAGCUCCCUGUCCUGCCCCCUGUCCUAUAGAGCUUUCCCUUCUGUCCCUUAGAGCUCUCCCCUGCCCCUUAGUGGUCUCUCCUCUCCCCCUUCCCCCCACCCCAGCGAUCUCUUCUCACUCCCACCCACCCUCCCUGUGCUCUUCUCAUCUCCCCCCCAAACCUACGGUGUUCUUCUCACUCCCCCCCUCCAUGUGUUCUCCUCACUCCCCCCCUGUGUUCUCCUCACCUCCCACUCCAUGUGUUUUCCUCACCUCCCACUCCAUGUGUUUUCCUCACCUCCCACUCCAUGUGUUCUCCUCCACUCCCCCGUGUUCUCCUCACUCCCCCCAUGUGUUCUCUUCAGCCCCCCACCCUCCCUGUGUUCUUCUCACUCCCCCCCACGUUCUCCUCAACUCCCCCUCCUCCCUGUGUUCUUCUUACUCUCCCCCCUCCUCUCUGUGUUCUUUUUACUCCCCCCUCCCUGUGUUCUCCUUACCCCCGACCUCUUCAUACUCCCCCUCGUUCUUCUAAAUCCCCCCUGUUCUUCUUAAUCCCUCUCCCCUGUUCUUCUUAAUUCCCGGCCCCUUUCUUCUUAAUCCCCCAACCCCACCUGUUCUUCUUAAUCUCCCCACCUAUUUGUCUUAAUCCCUCCAGCCCCUGUUCUUCUUGAUCCCCCACCAGCCUGUUUAAUAGCAAUCUCCCCACCCUCUGUUCUUCUUAAUCCCUCCACCCCCGUUCUUCUCCAAUCCCCUCUCCCCCCUUUCUCCCCCACCUCCCUGUUCUUCUUAAUCCCCUCAACCCUCCCCUGUUCUUCUUAAUCCCCCACCCCCCUCCCCUGUUCUUCUUAAUCCCCCUCAUUCUUCUUAAUCCCCCCUCCCCUCCCCUCCCCUGUAGCGUGGCUGAGCUUCUCUCCGGUCCGCGGUGCCUGGCCGGAGUGAUAGGAAGGUGCACACUCAGUGUGCACUUUCUGUCAGUCUGGCCGGUUACAGGAAACAGAAACUCUGCGCGGAACAGGAGUUUCUGUUUCCUGUACCCGGCCGGACUGACAGGAAGUGCACACUGAGUGUGCACCUUCCUAUCACUCCGGCCAGGCACCGCGGACCAGAGAGGAGCUUGGCCACGCUACAGGGAAGGGGAGGAGAGAAGCUGUGCUGCAGCCACCUGAGGCUCUUUACAGAGUGCUCAGGUGUCUGCAGCAUUAGGACCGGUCCUGCAGCGGACAGUUUUAAAAUUAUUUGGGUUGGCCUGGGGGGCAAUUGCCUCCCUGUCCCCCGGCCCAGCCCGUCCCUGCCCCUCAGUGUUACAUAAGUCCAAAUUUCAGAAACAUUAAUUAACUUUAUUAUCACUUACCGACCACUAAACAGGUUUACCUCUCCCAGCUUUGGGGACUAUCAGAAGUUUUUUUUCUAUUUUACCUUUAUAUACUAAAACUACCGCUUGCCUUAUUCACCGAUAUGGCAGAUAGUGAGGAAUGUUUGUCUGAAUAGGGUACACUGGUACUCCAAUGUUUAUUUACAUGACACCCUUUCUCCCACUAGUAACUGCAAUAUAAUGUAUAAUGAUCAUGUCAGAUGUCAGUCACGGGUAUACGCAUGACUUUGUCUAACUCAUACUCGUACACCCUCUCAUUGAUGCACUGUAUAUGUGCUAUUUAUGCAAUGUCUACCUGUUUUUAAGGCACUGUCUUCCUAUUUAUAAUGAGUAUACCUGUAUGCAUUAUACUAUAUCAUUGGACACCUGUAUGCAUUUACUCAUAUGGUAAAUAAAAAUUAAUUUAAAAAAAUGCUGAACAGAUUCAUAAUACUAUCAAUGUAUGGGGAAAAGAAAAUACUUACAAUAGAACGUUAAAACGUAUUUUCACUGAAAUGCAAAAAAUAAAAUGUAUCAGUGAUGAUUUCUUUUCAUUUCAUGUUUUUGUAGCAAAAACGUGUGGCCUACAUGGUACAGUAUAUUAAAGUAAAUUAGAGAACAAUUUUCAAGAAGGAAAAAAAAAUCAAAUCAAAAAUCAUUGUUGUCAUGGUGUUACAUUAGGAACUAACCAGCCUUUGUAAUAAUCACUUUUAUAUUUCUGCACAUCAAUAAAUGUAAUCAAUGGUGAUUAUGAGUAUGUGUAUGCCAGUUGCUAAUUGUGCCUUUGUGUUUAUGACAAUUGAUGUUUUUCUUUGUGUAUAUGCAUUAGGCAAAGUACAGCAGAGACAAUGUGCAUGGCCGGAUUCAUGUUCUCUGCAGCUUGGAAGCCAGUUUCCUCAAUGCUGCUCUGCCUGUUAUAUAUAUGAAGUUUGGUUUAGUUGGAUGUAUGAAUGUGACUAGUUUGGGGUAUGUGAUUGAAUGGAUGGAUACAAGUAGUUUGUAGUAUGACUGUAUGGUCAAUAUGACAAGAAGGAUGUCUGGAUGGCAAUAUGUGCAAGGUGGAUGGGAGUAGUCGACAUGUUAUGUGACCAAGUGUGUGAAUGUGACAGGGUGAGUAGGUAUGACUGGGAGGUGAGAUGGGACUAUCUGACUGGGUGGAUAUUUGAAUAUAAUCAAUUAGGGUAUGUGGCUGUUGGGGCGGUUUAAUGGUAAUGUGUAUGUAGGAGCAUAUUUGCAUGAAGUGUUAGUGACUCCAUCUCAAUGAUGGGUGUAUUUAGUGGUGUGUUUUAUAGAGUGCCAGUUUAAGCACACAAGAGCAUAUUUGUGUGAAGUUUUAGUGUGCAUGUGUGGGGAUUUAGUAUGUAUGUGUGGGUGUCUUAGUGUACUAUAUUUCUAGAUCCCAUGUUAUGUUUUGAGAACUCAUAACCCUCUCUUUCUCUACUUGUUCCAAUCUUCUCAUUACCUCCAUCCCUCUCUUGUUCUUGUCAAUUGUACGUCUCUUCAUCCCCCAUACCUCACUUGUUUGCAUCUUCUUUCAACCAUCCCUCACUUUUACACCUAUUCUUUUCUCCAUCCCUUACCUGUUCUGCUGUUUUGUACCCCUGCCUCAAACUAUUUUCCCCCAUUCACCAAUCACUCCCCUCUGCUUACUUAUACUCUUCCGUGCCCCCUCCUAGUCAAUGACUUGUUCUCCUGUAACUGUAGGCAGCCGGUGGUACAGGAGGGCACGCAAGCUUAUGAUGUCAUCUUUGGCUGCCUGUGGGGGGUGGGGAAGAGAGGACCUACUACCGUGGGUGUCGGGCGACAAGAGUAAAGAGCUAUUUCUCCUUCUCUCCUGAGUACUCCUGUUGUACCACCGAAGAUGCACAUUUUUCAGCAGGGCUGCCCACUCCUGUUUCUCGCCUUGAGACUGUGGCUUUGGUGGCCUUAGGGCAAAUCCAGCACUGACAAUGUAACAUACACAGAGAUGUCCAAUUCACCCAACAUAUACAGUGUAAGACAUUUAAAAAUGAAAAUAAAUUUGUUCUUUUUAGCAGGUGUUGCCGGAUGCAGCUAUUAAUUAUGAUCUUGAAAACAAAAUUCAGGAACACUUGACAGCCCCCAAGACAGAAGCAUUUAAAGAAGAUAACAAAAGAAAAGAAAUCAAAGCAAUCAAUCCUAUUAUUUCACCAAAAAAAGGUUUGUAUCCUUCCAAAAACAACAUGAUCCAUUUCACAAAUAAAAAAUUAAAUGCAAAAGAAAAAUACAUACAUAUGUGUGUGUAUAUAUAUAUAUAUAUAUAUAUAUAUAUAUAUAUAUAUAGUGAGGGGGGAAAACUAUUUGAUCCCCUGCUGAUUUUGAAAGUUUGCCCUUAAAUGGAGUGUUCCUAACCUCAGCUCGUUACCUGUAUAAAAGACACCUGUCCACAGAAGCAAUCAAUCAGAUUCCAAAGUCUCCACCAUGGCCAAGACCAAAGAGCUGUCCAAGGAUGUCAGGGACAAGAUUGUAGACCUACACAAGGCUGGAAUGGGCUACAAGACCAUUGCCAAGCAGCUUAGUGAGAAGGUGACAACAGUUGGUGAGAUUAUUUGCAAAUGGAAGAAACACAAAAUAACUGUCAGUCUCCCUCGGUCUGGUGCUCCAUGCAAGAUCUUACCUCGUGGAGUUUCAAUGAUCAUGAGAAUGGUGAGGAAUCAGCCCAGAACUACACGGGAGGAUCUUGCUAAUGAUCUCAAGGCAGCUGGGACCAUAGUCACCAAGAAAACAAUUGGUAACACACUACGCUGUAAAGAACUGAAAUCCUGCAGUGCCCGGAAGGUCCCCCUGCUCAAGAAAGCACAUGUACAGGCCCAUCUGAAGUUUGCCAAUGAACAUCUGAAUGCUUCAGAGGAGAACUGGGUGAAAGUCAGAUGAGACCAAAAUUGAGCUCUUUGGCAUCAACUCAACUCGCCGUGUUUGGAGGAGGAGGAAUGCUGCCUAUGACCCCAUGAACACCAUCCCCACCAUCAGACAUGGAGGUGGAAACAUUAUGCUUUGGGGUGUUUUUCUGCUAAGGGGACAGGACAACUGCUCAAAGGGAUGAUGGAUGUGGCCAUGUAGCCAUGUAGCGUCAAAUCUUGGGUGAGUACCUCCUUCCCUCAGCCAGUUCAUUGAAAAAUGGGGCUGGUAAUCCAGCAUGACAAUGACCCAAAACACACAGCCAAGGCAACAAAGGAGUGGCUCAAGAAGAAGCACAUUAAGGUCCUGUAGUGGCCUAGCCCAUCUCCAGACCUUAAUCCAAUAGAAAAUCUGUGAAGGGAGCUGAAGGUUCGAGUUGCCAAAUGUCAGCCUCAAAACCUUAGUGACUUGGAGAGGAUCUGCAAAGAGGAGUGGGACAAAAUCCCUCCUGAGAUGUGUGCAAACCUGGUGGCCAACUACAAGAAACGUCUGACCUCUGUGAUUGCCAACAAGGGUUUUGCCACCAAGUACUAAGUCGAAGGGGUCAAAUACUUAUUUCACUCAUUGACAUGCAAAUCAAUUGAUAACUUUUUUCUGGAUUUUAUUUUGUUAUUCUGUCUCUCACUGUUAAAAUACACCUACCAUUAAAAUGAUAGAAUGAUCAUUUCUUUGUCAGUGGAAAAACUUCAAAAUCAGCAGGGGAUCAAAUACUUUUUUCCCCCUCACUGUGUAUAUAUAUAAAUUAUACAUGUAAAAAACAGAUAGAAUUCUUAUCUUGUAAUACCUUUUUUAUUGGACUAACAGAAUUUUUUAAUGACAAGCUUUCGGGAGAACCUCCCUUUCUCAAGUCUGAAGCAUUUCUGAGCAAAACGACACAUAGAAUUCAAAGUUGAGUUGUGAUACAGGGGUUAAAGCGACAUGAGUGCAGAUAAGACACAGGUUUGUUAGAAAAUAGACACCAUCUUAGCAGAGGGUCAUAAAUAUCUUGUUGAAGAGCAGAGUAGGGGGGAGAGAGGGAAAAGAAAAACAAACAAGCAGACAGUGCACAGGAUGGUACACUUUAUACAUACACACACACACACACAUAAAUAUGUAUAUUUGAACUCAUAAACACAUGUACAUAUACAUAAACACAUAUACAUACAUGCACAUGAACUCAUAUACACAAAUAUAAAUUCACAGUAAUACAGGGAGUGCAGAAUUAUUAGGCAAAUGAGUAUUUUGACCACAUCAUCCUCUUUAUGCAUGUUGUCUUACUCUAAGCUGUAUAGGCUCGAAAGCCUACUACCAAUUAAGCAUAUUAGGUGAUGUGCAUCUCUGUAAUGAGAAGGGGUGUGGUCUAAUGACAUCAACACCCUAUAUCAGGUGUGCAUAAUUAUUAGGCAACUUCCUUUCCUUUGGCAAAAUGGGUCAAAAGAAGGACUUGACAGGCUCAGAAAAGUCAAAAAUAGUGAGAUAUCUUGCAGAGGGAUGCAGCACUCUUAAAAUUGCAAAGCUUCUGAAGCGUGAUCAUCGAACAAUCAAGCGUUUCAUUCAAAAUAGUCAACAGGGUCGCAAGAAGCGUGUGGAAAAACCAAGGCGCAAAAUAACUGCCCAUGAACUGAGAAAAGUCAAGCGUGCAGCUGCCACGAUGCCACUUGCCACCAGUUUGGCCAUAUUUCAGAGCUGCAACAUCACUGGAGUGCCCAAAAGCACAAGGUGUGCAAUACUCAGAGACAUGGCCAAGGUAAGAAAGGCUGAAAGACGACCACCACUGAACAAGACACACAAGCUGAAACGUCAAGACUGGGCCAAGAAAUAUCUCAAGACUGAUUUUUCUAAGGUUUUAUGGACUGAUGAAAUGAGAGUGAGUCUUGAUGGGCCAGAUGGAUGGGCCCGUGGCUGGAUUGGUAAAGGGCAGAGAGCUCCAGUCCGACUCAGACGCCAGCAAGGUGGAGGUGGAGUACUGGUUUGGGCUGGUAUCAUCAAAGAUGAGCUUGUGGGGCCUUUUCGGGUUGAGGAUGGAGUCAAGCUCAACUCCCAGUCCUACUGCCAGUUCCUGGAAGACACCUUCUUCAAGCAGUGGUACAGGAAGAAGUCUGCAUCCUUCAAGAAAAACAUGAUUUUCAUGCAGGAUAAUGCUCCAUCACACGCGUCCAAGUACUCCACAGCGUGGCUGGCAAGAAAGGGUAUAAAAGAAGAAAAUCUAAUGACAUGGCCUCCUUGUUCACCUGAUCUGAACCUCAUUGAGAACCUGUGGUCCAUCAUCAAAUGUGAGAUUUACAAGGAGGGAAAACAGUACACCUCUCUGAACAGUGUCUGGGAGGCUGUGGUUGCUGCUGCACGCAAUGUUGAUGGUGAACAGAUCAAAACACUGACAGAAUCCAUGGAUGGCAGGCUUUUGAGUGUCCUUGCAAAGAAAGGUGGCUAUAUUGGUCACUGAUUUGUUUUUGUUUUGUUUUUGAAUGUCAGAAAUGUAUAUUUGUGAAUGUUGAGAUGUUAUAUUGGUUUCACUGGUAAUAAUAAAUAAUUGAAAUGGGUAUAUAUUUGUUUUUUGUUAAGUUGCCUAAUAAUUAUGCACAGUAAUAGUUACCUGCACACACAGAUAUCCCCCUAACAUAGCUAUAACUAAAAACAAACUAAAAACUACUUCCAAAAAUAUUCAGCUUUGAUAUUAAUGAGUUUUUUGGGUUCAUUGAGAACAUGGUUGUUGUUCAAUAAUAAAAUUAAUCCUCAAAAAUACAACUUGCCUAAUAAUUCUGCACUCCCUGUAUAUAUAAGUAUUCAUGCAUACGAGUAUGGGAAAGCAUAGGUCUACACAUAGUACUUUGUAUAUAGAUAGAAUAAACAUAUAGGAAUGCAUUUUAAAUUGUUGGUACAUAUGACAGAAUAGUAAGAUAAUGCUGGGAGAGUGUUCAUGUAAAGUGUUGGUAGUGGGACAGGAAUCCCAAAUCAAUAUUUAGUCCUCUAUUCUUACUGUUAAACCAUUUAAUCAUUCUGGCUUCAAAGGCUUUUCUUUCCUGGGUAUUUUUAAAAACCCCUUUCAGUACUUUGAUUUUUAGGUCCUUCAGUGAGUGGCCAGGCUGGGUAAAGUGCCACAGGAGUGCAGUAUGAUUCUUCUUUGUGGUGUUUAAUAGAGUGUCUGUGCAUAUUCAUUCUGCCAUUUAAUUGCUGGGUGGUUUCCCCAAUGUAGCAUCCUAGGUGGCAUUUUAUGCAUUGAAUCAUGUAUACCACAUUGCUGGAUGUGCAGGAGUGUGAACCUUUAAUGCUGUAGGUUUUAUUGUUGUGUGUGGCUGUGUUGUCUGUGCAUAUGUGCUGACACAGUUUGCAGCGAGGUUUUUUGCAUUUACUGGUCCCGUUUUCUUCACUCUUACCAUCAGUGGGCAGCCUCCUGUUGAUUAAUUUUUGUUGGAGGUUUGGUGGUUGUCUUAAGGCCAAAAUGGGUGUUUCAGGGAAAAUGUUUUUCAGAGUCUCAUCUUCUGUUAAUAUUGGUUGUAGGUCUUUGAUGAUUUUCCGUAUUUCCUCAAGAGCUGGGUUGUAGGUGACCACAAGUGGACGUUUUUACAGCAGAGUUGAUUUGUUUGGUAAUAGUCUUUGGUUUGUAGCCUUUCUGUCUCAUAGAUUGGGAGAGUACAUUUAGAUGGGAAUUAUGGUCAUUAGGAUCAGAGCAUAUGUGAUGGUACCUAGUGGCUUGGCUGUAGAUGAUGCCCUGUUUAGUAUGAGAGGGGUGGAAGCUGGAGCUGUGUAGGUAACUGCACCUGUCUGUGGGUUUUCUGUAAACCGUGGUGUGGAUUGUGCCAUUAUUACAUGUCACAGUGGUGUCCAGAAAAUUCACAGAUCUAGUGGAAUAUUCCAUUUUUAGUUUGAUUGAUGGAUGGAAUGUGUUGAAAGAGUCAUGGAACUGUAUCAGUUUUUCUUCGCUUUCAGUCCAAAUUAUGAAGAUAUCAUCGAUAUAGCGAUAAUAUUUGUAUGGUUUGGUGUGUUGGAUUUCUAGGAAUCUCUGUUCAAGAUCUGCCAUAAACAGAUUAGCAUAUUGGGGUGCCAUCUUAGUGCCCAUAGCAGUGCCCAUGGUUUGUAGGUAAACCUCAUUGUUGAAACUGAAGUAGUUAUGUGUGAGGAUAAAUAGUGCCAGUUCUGUGAUAAUUCGGGGGCUGUAUUUUUGGUUGUUGACAUGAGAGAGAAAAUGGAAGCAAGCAUUGAUGCCAUCUGUAUGUGGAAUGUUGCUGUAUAGAGAUUCCACAUCCAUGGUUACAAGGAUGGUGUUAGCAGGGAGAUUGGUGAUUUGGCUGAGUUUGUUGAGGAAGUUGGUUGUGUCUUUUAUGAAGCUGUUGGUGUUGGUGACUAGAGGUUUUAGGGUAUUUUCUACCAGUCCUGAGAUCUGUUCUGUGAGAGUUCCCAUUCCUGUAAUUAUGGGUCUUCCAGGAUUACCUGCCUUGUGAAUUUUGGGAAGCAUAUAGAAAGUGCCCAUGCAGGGACUAGUUGGUAUGAGUGAUUGCAGUUCUAGGUGUAAGUUCUCAGGGAAGGAUUUAAUGAGCUCCCUAAGUUGUGAUGUAUAUUGCUUGGUGGGGUCUUCAUUUAAUUUUCUAUAGUAUUUGUCAUCUGACAAUUGCCUGUCACCCUCUUUUAUGUAGUCCUGGGUGUUCAUUAUCACUACUGCUCCUCCCUUGUCUGCUGGUUUGAUGGUGAUAGCAUGAUUAUAUUUCAGGUCAUUUAUAGCCAUUUGUUCCUGUACUGAGAGAUUAUGAAACAUUUUCUUUUGGUUUUGCUUGGUUGUCAAGGAUACUGUUCUUAGACGGAAACUUUCAAUGUAACUGUCCAGUUUGGCAUUUCGUCCUGGUGCUGGAGUGAAAUUAGUGUUUUUUUUCCGGUUGUUGUAAUCCAUUGUGGUUUCAGUGCUUUCUUUGUCAUGGAAGUAUUCCUUAAGUCGCAUCCUUCUGAAAAAUUCUUCCACGUCAGAGUAGAGCCCAAUGUCAUCAAGUUUUGUGCUAGGGCAAAAUGAUAAUCCUUUGGAGAGAACUGAUUCUUCUGGGUCAGAAAGUUUGUAAUCCGAAAUGUUAACAAUACCAGAUUUCUCUUGCCAUUUCUCUUUCUCUGCCAAAUGUUUGUGAUAAUCCUGCUUUAGUCUAAUGAGUUUAUUAUUUUUCUUCUUAAAGAGGUCCCUUUGUUGCUUUUUGUAAAAAUAGUGUAGAUCAUGUUCUAGUUGUUUAGCAAUAUAUGUAUUCUCCUCACGUAGAUUUUGGAGUAGAUAUUGUUUUUUAUUUUGUAUGCUAUAUUUCUUGUUGUAGAGCUGGUGGAUGAGAUGGUUCCUUAGUUUCUCACUAGUGCGUUUACACAGGUUUUCAGCAUACUGUGUUUUGUGCGUAUUAGCCAGUGGAUUUUUGAUUUUUAGGCCUUUGGGGAUCAGCUGUCUUUUCUUGCAGAUGGAUAGAAAGUGUAUGUUGCUGUUGAGCUGUACUUAUUUUGUGGUCAUCUUGUAGAUUUGCUUUUUUAUAUAUUUAUUAUAUAUAUGUAUUAGCCUUUCUGGUGAUGUAUUCUUAUAUUACAUUCCACCUGCUCUUUACAUUCACUAUGUUAAGUGUCUUUAUUACCUAUCAUAUUUUUUCAGUUGCAUAGAUGCUUCAUCAGGGCAACCUUAAAGAUAACUUAUGAAAUGCCAUAUAGUGCAAUAAAAUAUGUGAAUAUGAGGGAAUAUUAUGUGACACAAGGAUGGGAAAUAUCAGAAGGAAAUAUAUUUUUAAAUCAAAAUGUCAGUUUGAAAUAUUUUGUCUAUUACUAUAUUGACAAAGUGCAGUCACUGAAAUAUCCCUAGUGACACUCCGAGUAACUCAGAUGUUAAACUCACCUGAGUGCGGAGGUGGAGGUGGGAGAGGUGGGAGAGGUGGGAGAGGAGGGUCAGCAGUACAUGCCCAGAAACCUUUCAGCUGUUUAGUACAUAGCUACCUAAUUUGGUAUCAUUUGGAAUAAUCGGGAAUAAUGGCAUCUGAACUUUGUUACAGUUCCAAUUUUUUUUUUUAUUUGUUCUGAAUCAAUAACUUCCAAAUUUCGGAUGAGCCAAAAUUAGAAAAGUAACGAACUGAAGAGAAGCAAACCAAAACAAAUCUUUCGGUUCUGCAAAUCCCUUUGGCAUUACCAAAUUUAGCAAACAUUGUAGUGUUAUUAUAGAGGCACUGAAAGAGUCAACUUUGAUUUGGCAUGGUCAAAUUCCACCGACUACUUCAAAUAUUUUGGGCACAAAAUGAGGAAGUUGCACUUCCUCAUAUGAUUUCUCAAGCAGAGUGGGAGGGCUUAGGGUACUCUGGCAUUGCAGGUUUUUCUUGAAUAGUUUGAAAAUGGUUUGAUUAAAUAAAAAAUAGUCCUAUAUCUAUAAAGUCCCUGCAUCAUAUCCACUGCAGUAAGCUAUAGCAGAGACUAUUUUAUUUCUAAUAACCCGAUAUGUAUCUGUUUAAACCAGUAUAUUUUUUGAUAUGUUGCUUUUUUAAGAUAAUGUAGUAAUUCAUUUUAAAAAAGAAACACUCUAUGUGAUAAAAUAUAAACUGUUGAUCUGGCCUUUGAUGGCAUUGUCCUGACUAGAGGUGUAAGAUAGGAGACUCACCACAAAACUUUUAAUAUCAUAACAUGAAUGCACAUCUGAUUAUGAAUUCUAAGCUCUAAGAGUUCAUGCCAGGUGGGAGAAAAGUAUGUUCAAUUUAUUUUACAUUAUUUUAUUUUUUUAGACAGAAAUAUAGUUUUCAUUGAAACGUGAUAAGUAUGAACUUUUUGGUGGUUACAUAUUGUUUAAUGUGUUAUUUUAGAUCAUACAGAGCCAGGUACAAAAGAAAAUGAUAACACCCAAUUUAGACUCUUGGGAUUAAGUUCCACCGUCUACGAGUCAGAUGGUUCUAAAGAAUUGCUAGCAGCCAAUGAAGAGUCAGCAAGAGAUAUUCGUGAAUCUAUUCAACUAUUUCAUUCCACUGUGCACGAUAAGGCGCAACCUGCGCAUCGAGUAAAGACUUUAAAGCAAAGUUCAUCAUCAUCUUUGGAAACUGGUGAUGCUAUGAAAAUGCAACCAUUGUAUGCAGUUGAUAAAGCUUAUGAGAACAGGCAAAAAUAUGAUAUCCAAAUGAAGAAGAGGAAUUUAGUCAUGCAGGUUUAUAACAAUAAAAUACAAGCAAAAUCUAAUGUUCAGGGAUUUCAUGAAGAGAAAAGGAAGCAUGUCAAAGAACAAAAUGAAAAAGACUCAAUCAUUUUUCAGCAAGACAUUGAGCAGAACCAGCUCACUCGACUCAACUUUAUCAAGACAGCAAAGCAGAGGCAGAAACAGUUCUCUCAGGAGAAGCAACAAAAAGCAUCUGAACAUUCAUUUGUAAAAGAAUUUAAUGCACAGCAUACGUCUGUGUCAAACACCCUUUUAAAACAUGAUAGAAUGCUGAAAAGCGGAGCGAAAACACAAGAGAAGAUCAGAUUUGUACAGAGUUUGAAAGAAAAUGAAGAAAAACAGAAAUCACUUCUAAAGUGCCUUAAGGAACACAGGUAUUGUACAAAUAUGCCUCAGGGAAUCAACUUCUUACUUUCUUUAAAAAAAAAAAAUAUAUAUAUAUUAACCCCUUCACUACCAAACACUUGUUUUCUUUUAAAAAAUAGACAGCAUUUAUUUAAAACAUGACGUACAUUGCUUGCAGGCAUACAAAGGACACAAAAUGAUAUUUAAUGAAUAGACUCAUGACAAGAGAUAUUCAAAAAGUACUUUUUUUUUGUGUUAUAUACUAAAGUAAGAAAUUAUGGCAAACCUAGCCACUUGGACUAAACAGAGACAAUAUGGUUUUAAGGGUUCCCUGUAUAUUUCCUGCAAUUGUAUGUGUGCCUGGUUGUAAUCUGCUGUAUCCUGUAUGUUGUAUUGCCUGUAUUAGCUAUCUGUCGAAAGCAGAUAGCUGUAUUCUGUUUCGUUUCACGAACAGCGUCUUUGCGGGCUGUUCGUGAACCGAAUGAACUAUCCUUUAAUAGCCCACACACUAAGAGACGUGUGGCGCUUGUUAACCGAUUGCAACAAUGUUGCAAUUGGCAAUUAGAGACUCUCCUAGGUGGCCGUCGUUCGACUACCGACCACGCGGCGGUCGGCCAUCUUGGAUCCUUUGUCUCUCUAGCGGUGUUCGGUCAUCGAGCGAGUGGUACUGAAAACGGCUACUCGACGGCGCGAACACCGCUGGGCUUCCAGGCCGUUCGGGAGUUCCGGGCUCUUCGGUAUUUUACUCCCCGUAUACCAAUCGGUCUUUUAAGUGUAUGUUACGAUAAAUAUGUUUUUCGUGCGGCGUUCGGUUGUUUUAGCUGGGAUCUGAGCGGUAAUCUCACGAACUAUGUGCUCAGACCCCAACUAUCUACCAAAUUUCCAUUUGUGUAAAUCAACCAAGUAUUGAGAAAGAUAUAUAUUUUAAAGUAAAUUGCCGGUUCUGCUGCACGGAGGGAUAAUCCACUUAACAGUACAUUCCAGUGGGAGUGUCCCUCUCGUGCAGCAGUGCCUGAUGGGAGAAAUGCCCAGAAUGUGAAGUCCCCCAUGUAGUCCCCUACUGUGUUACUCCUGCUAUGACAGUAUGGAAACCCCUUGCAUGGGGACUUACAUAAAUACUGGCUCCUGUGAAUAAAGACCUCAGUUGACUCCCAGAGCUGUGUUUCGUCCGGUUACUGGGGGAUUUGGGAUAUUGCAUUACUUUUCAGCGUUUGACUGUGGAUUACUGUAUGUACCAGCGAAAUUCGUGGGAUUUAAUAUUGCCGAUCCGCUACAGAAAUGAAGGGAAUUCAAAUUUAAUUUCACAAUAAAGACCAAGGUAGCAAAGCUGAAAAGCAUAAAUGUUUUGGAGAAAAUUUCCAGUUUAGCUAAUUUGACAUUAAAGUUGAAAUUCCCGUUGAAUUCCCUUCAAUUCUCCCUUUAGUGAAUAACUCUACACAGAAACUUUACACAGGUUUAAUAUUUUAUUUAUUUAUCCUUUAAUUAUCAGGGAAAGGGAGAAUUCAACAUGAAUUCAAAAUGAAUUGCAAAUUUAAGGCUUUCAGCUAUUUUGACCAUAAAUUGAAAUUCUCUGAACUUACUAGUGGUCAUCAUUAAAUAACUUUCUAUCUGUUAUUUUUUGGCAUAUCAUAUGAACAUAAAAGUAGAUUCAGGAGUAGGCCCCCUUCUAGAAUGCUCCCAGGGUUCUUGUUGCUACAUGGGCUUCACUGGGUCUCAUCUAGGUUGCACUCUUUAUAUUUGCAGAGGCAGAGUGGUCCUUGAUGUCUCCAGUCCCAGACAAAUCAGUGGUAGGGAACAGGUAAAUUGCAAGAGAGGGGAUGAAGAAUCCAGGUAUCUUAUCUAGGUUUGAAAUAUAUUAUUACUGCAUGCUGGUAAGUAGGAUGAAGGAGAGGUUGUCACGCUCAUUUAAAAAAAUUGCAAUGAUUGGUGAUUACACCAGAUCAACAGUGAAUACAAUAAACCUCAGAAACAGGCGUAGACACCAGUCAAUAAUGUAUCUGGGCUCUGUGUGUGUAUGGGUCAUCUGGAAUGUUGGGUCAUUGGAUGUUCAACAUUAAUCAAAUGGAGAAAAACAGCAGUUGAGAUAGGGCACUGUAAGUAUAGAAGAAAUUGUGAAUUAAAGAGUGUGUGGAGAUGGUAACAUUGUAGGUCGGCAGUUGUGGAAGUUGACAUAGUCACUGGGUAUCCAGUCACCUGUAGAAAAUUAUUUGUUCUCAGAGUCAUGAAAUUGAAGGAGACCCCAAAAACAUGUGAGCCAACACCACAAUUUAAAAGCUAUACACAUUGUUUAGGGUUUUUUGUUAAUUUGGGCUCCAUUUUAUAAGUGUUUUUACUAUAUCACAUGGUGGAUAGGUGAUCUGGACAAAGGACAAUCACCUCCUCACCUCUUUACUAGUGAUGUCCCGAACGGUUCGCCGCGGACGGUGAACAUAUGCGGUAAACUUUGACCCUGUACCUCACAGUCAGCAGACACUUUCCAGCCAAUCAGCAGCAGACCCUCCCUCCCAGGCCCUCCCACCUCCUGGACAGCAUCCAUUUUACAUUCAUUGUGAAGCUGCAUUCUUAGUGAGCUGUCCAGGAGGUGGGAGGAUCUGGGAGGGAGGGUCUGCUGCUGAUUGGCUGGAAUGUGUCUGCUGACUGUGAGGUACAGGGUCAAAGUUCACCGCAUAUGUUCACCGUCCGCGGCGAACCGUUCGGUGAACCGUUCGGGACAUCACUACUCUUUACCAUAAACACAGCUGGUAUUAUUCAUGAACAUAACCUUCUUAGCAGGGUCUAAUAAAAAUCUCUAAGAGGAGUAUAAGAUGCUUGAUAUUUAUCACUGAAAGGGUCAUUCAUUUAUAAAUAAUUUGCAUAAUGAAGCAUAAAUCAAAAUGAAGUCACUCAAACCACAACAAAGUGGGAGAGUGAAAGCUGGAUAGUAGGUAAGUAUCUUGUUUAAAUAACUGUUAAGCUUAGCUGGACCAGCACUAAAUGUACAUGUACACACAGACAUGUGUCUCAAAACUAGAAACAAAAUAGAAAAAUGACUAGCCUUAUAAGGCUUCUCCGCUAACUCAUAAUGGGAGUAAAGGGUCAUCCAGUAAAUUGCUUAAACUAAUGGUAACUUUAUUAGACUGCUUGUUUUAGCCCAGGAUUUGCCCUGUCCCCAGUCUAGAUUAACGUAAAUAUACCAGGGUGAGAGUAAAUACCUUAUUGGUGGAGGUGUCCAAGACCAAUAGAUACAAUAUCUAAGGAGUAAUAUACAGUAUUACCAAAGGUUAAUUAGAAAGUUUGUAGGACAGUACGAUAAAAAGCCUCUCUCCCUGGUAAGCUAGCUAGAUAGUUAGUAGAGACAGAAUGAAAAGAGUGAGAGAAUAAUUCAAGUAAUGAAAACAUGGCAUGUCUAUAUUAAAUAGACAUCCCAAGUGUAUAGGUGAUAGGUGCCCAACACCCAUGCAGAACAUAACGCCCAACAUGCGUUUCGGUGCACUAGCGUGUGCACCUUCGUCAAAGGCAAAAAAAAAGUUAGUUUGGGGACAGGGAAAAUCCUGGGCUAAAACAAGCAGUCUAAUAAAGCUACUAUUAUGUACAUUUAGUGCUGGUCCAGCUAAACUUAACAGUUAUUUAAACAAGAUACCUACUAUCCAGCUUUCACUCACCCACUUUGUGGUUUGAAGGACUAUAUUUUUUUUUGGUUUCCUUCUAUUCAUAAUUUAUAGGAUAAAGCCCUGCAGACACAGCUGGAGUGUCUUUACUGGUGCAUAGAUCCUAAGUGGUGUUCCUUUAGGUAUCCUAUUAUUUGUUUGGUUUACUGUACCAUAACACACAAUGCUGCUCUUUGAGGUACACUCUAGGCACCCAGAUCACCCAGUUUUAACCCUGCAGCUGAAAACAUUGCCAUUCUGCAGAACGUCAAUGUUUUCAUUGCAGGGUUUAAGUCCCUUUAAAGGCUUUUUCUAUCUGAUGGUAUUAGAGAGAUCAUGUGAUUGGUGCUGGGCAGAAUUUUGCCACGGUUGUGGACUAACAUCCCAAUGCUUUCCUAUGUGAAAGCAUUGGAUUAGCUGAGAUCAUCAACUUCGAUGGAGGCAGAGCCAGCUGCAGAGACCAGCUGCAGAAACCAGUGCAGCAAGGGAGAAAGCGUAAGUAAAAAUACUUUUUUUCUCCCUGUAGGUGGGGGCCGGUCAUAUAAAUGGCCACCAAGGAACAAUAGUGUUAGGAAUACACAUUUGUGUUUGCAUGCAUUGUGGAACCCUUGUCUUAAUGAUGGCUUACAGAGGGUUUACACUUAUCAACGACAACAUUAAAACCACCUACCUAAUAUCAUGUAGGUUACCCUCGUGCUGCCAAAACAACUCUGAUGCUUGAACUAUGGAUUCCACACAGGGCCCUGAACUUGUCCUGUGUUAAAUAUCACUACAACAUUAGCAACAGGUCCUUUAAGUCCUGCUAGUUGUGAGGUGGUGCCUCUAUGGAUCGGAUUUGUUGUUCCAGCACAUCCUACAGAUGCUCUUUGAACUCUUUGUCAUGUUCCGCAAGUCAUUCCUGAACAAUUUUUGCAGUGUAGAAGGGUGCACUAUCCUGCUGUAAGAGGCCACUGCAAUCAGGGAACACCAUUGCCAUGAAGGAGUGUAUGUGGUCAGCAACAAUAUGUAAGUAGGUGGUAGGUGUCAAGCUAACAUCCAUAUGAAUGUCAGCACCCAAGGUUUCCCGGCAGAACAUUGCCCAGAGAAUAACACUGCUUCUGCUGACCUGACUACUUCCCAUAGUGCAUUUUUCUAGGUAAACAACACACAUGCACCUGACAAUCUAUCUCAGGCUUCCUCAAACUCAGGCCCUCCAGAUGUUGCUGAACUACAACUCCCAUGAUUCUUUGAAUGAAAUAGAUAGGCUGAGAAUCAUGGGAGUUGUAAUUCAGGAACAUAUAGAGGGCUGGAGUUUGAGGAAGCCUGAUCUAGCUUAUCUAAAAGAAUACAGCCAGACCAAACUACCUUCUUCCAUUGCGCCAUGCUCUAGUUCUGAUGCUCACGUCCCGAUUGAAGGAACUUCCAGUGGUGGAUAGGGGUCAUCACGGGCAUUCUGACAGGUCUGAGGCUGCACAGCUUCAUACGCAGCAAACAGUGAUGCACUGUGUGUUCUGACAUCUUUCUAUCAUGGAAAGCAUUAAGUGUUUCAGCAAUUUGAGCUACAGUAACUGUUUUGUGUAAUCAGCCCACAAAGUCUAGCCUUUGCUCAUGUGCAUCAAUGACUCUGAUGCCAGAACACCCCACAAAACUUGCCAUUUUUGGAGAUGAUCUGACCCAAUCAUCUAACCAUCAUUAUUUGUCCCUUAUCAAAGUCACUCAGGUCUUUUUGCUUGUCCAUUUUUCCUGCUAUCAAUACAUGAAAUUCAAGAACCGACUGUUGACUUUCUGCCUAAUAUAUCCCACUCCUUGACAGGUGCUAUUGAUAUAAUCAACAUAAUUCACUUCACCUAGCUCCCAGUGGUUUUAAUUUUGUGGCUGAAGGUGCAGAGAUAGCAAUUAUACCUUCACAACUAAAUAUAUGCUUUUAUGCGAAAAUCUACUGCCAAUUUAGCUAAAAUAAUAAACAGCUCUAAACCUUUGCUUUUUAAAGUGCACACAUGCCAUUUUUUAUAGCAGGUGCAAUUCAAUUUGUGACAAAAGGCACAAACCACGCGGUAAACAUGUUUUCUGGCUGAAUUUUAUGAAACCAAGGAAGAAAGCAUUUAGCAGAAUAAGAUAGAGCAAGAAAAUUAAAAUUGUGCCAGAUCCUUUUAAACUAUUAAAGAGCUAUUGUUCCAAGAGUACAGUGUAUAACAGGCAGAGUGUAACGUUGAUUAAAUGACGGAAUGCAAUUAACAGUUUUUCCUUUUGAUUUUUUUAUUCAGGCGUUUAACUCUACAGAUUGAAAAUUCUGCAGAAAAAGAGGCACUUAACUCAGUUGUUCUGGAAAAUGCUCUGGAUAGAUUGCAGGAGGCUCGUGGUCAUGUUGCUAGUAUAAAGGUUCAACAAGUUACCGCAGCACCUAUGUUUAAAAUACCUGUAAAUCAACCUGUCUCCAAGACAAUGUGUAAUAUUUAAGCCAAGGGAUAAUUGUAGACAGUAGCAUCUUGAUCACUAUAAAAUGUUACUUACAGCUGAUAAAAUGGCAUAUGUAUUGUUUAACAGUAAUUGCCUUGAAGCAAUUUAACCUGUCACCUGUUUUAUCUGCCAGAAACAGCCUUGCACCUGCUAUUAUGGAUGUUUGUGCAUAUUCUUCAGAUACAGUUAUUUACCUAGAGGGGAUGAAUUAUUCUAAAUCGUAUUUUUAUUCACUAAUUUCUGCAUAUUGAGUUUACAAAUAAUUUUCUAAAGUGCUGCUAUGUGAAGAAUUUAAAGGACUGUGCCAUACACAUAAUGUAUAUUUGUAACGUCUUAUCGAAUAAUUUUUAUUGAACAUUUUUCAAACUAUAACAAAGUGAAAAUUUGGGGAAAAAUAAACUUGGGAAUAUGGUAGAGAAGAAAAGAAAGUGAUAAAAAGUAAAAAGAGGAAAACCUUUUCUCAAUCCACAACAAUGU